CGCAAGUCGACAAAACAAGCCAGAGGAAUUUGGAUAUUUGACGCCCAAAUACGAGCAAUUGCGCGUAUCAAGCUUAUAUCCAAGCUCUUACACACAAACGCAUGAGAAUACAGAAACUCAAUCCACCUCAUCACCCCAGCAUCACACGCGACGUGGCCCAAUCUACCUGAACUAAACCACAAUAUGCCACCGCACCUCUCAUAACUCCCACCCACCCUCACAAUGGCAUUCGAACCCACCCCCCUCCGCCUCGCCCUCGCCGCCCUCCUCCUCCUCCUCACCACCAUCUUUCUCCGCAUCCUCGCCAUCCUCCCUUCGCGCCGGCCCCCCGCCCCCCCCCGCACCUCCCCAGCACACAUCCUCAUCGUCCUCGGCUCCGGGGGUCACACAGCCGAAAUGCUCUCUAUGAUCCGCCAUCUCUCGCCGGAGAGGUACAUAUACCGGACCUACCUCGUCUCCUCGGGCGACGCCUUUUCGACGCUGAAAGCUAUUGAUUUCGAGCGCGGGCUUACGGGGGUGGAGACUACGAUGGUGGUGGAUGGGAAGGAGACUGGAGUGGUGCGCGGGGAGGGGUUUGAGAUCCUCACUGUGCCGAGGGCGAGACGCAUACACCAGCCGCUGUGGACAGCACCCUUCACCUCCCUCCUCUGUCUCCUCUCCUGUCUCCGUUUCCUCUCACCCACCCACCGCCGCCCAAGACUCCCCACCAACUCCGGGGGACACAAAACAUACACCCCCACCACCCCCGACCUCAUCCUCACCAACGGCCCCGCAACCGGCGUACUCGUCCUCAUCGCCACAUUCAUCCUUCGUUUCUUCGGAGUGAUAAACCCCCAGAAGGGGGCGCGAUGCGUGUAUGUGGAGAGCUGGGCGAGGGUGGGGGGGUUGAGUUUGAGUGGACGGAUUGUGGAGGGGUUGGGGCUGGUGGAGAGGUUUUUGGUGCAGUGGGAGAAGGGAUUGGGGGGGGAUGGGGAGGGGGAGGAGGAAGAUGUGGUGGAGGGGGGGGAGGUGGUGGGGAAGAGGAAGGGGGGGAGGGAGUGGAGGGGGUUUUUGGUGGAGUGA
Messenger RNA from Pseudogymnoascus verrucosus, 1062 nucleotides. It is a transcript of the gene ALG14, whose product is annotated as UDP-N-acetylglucosamine transferase subunit. The record is from RefSeq and is a predicted model, not a curated record. Gene Ontology annotation, biological process: dolichol-linked oligosaccharide biosynthetic process. The transcript has 2 exons. The coding region runs from base 223 to 1062 and encodes 279 amino acids. NCBI's taxonomy places the organism in Eukaryota, Fungi, Ascomycota, Leotiomycetes, Thelebolales, Thelebolaceae. Gene Ontology annotation, cellular component: UDP-N-acetylglucosamine transferase complex.